UAUAUGAUGUACUUGGGCUAAGAAUGUAAUUAGCCCAAAAUUCAUAAUUAGAAAUAUGGGCCCACCUAUAAGCCGAGAUUCAGAUUUCGGGCCAUAAUUAAAGCCCAUAACUUACCCAGGCCCGGGAGUUUUAAAUUUUGUAUGAAAAGGAAAGACCACCUACUUCAGUUGAUGAACAACUUUCCCUCUUCUCCGAAAAAAUGGAUUCCUACACUCCGCUCUUAGAUAAAACCCGUCUCCCCCAACCCUCACUCCAGAAACUCGCCGUGAUCUCAAUCAUCCACAAGUUCCGUUCCUCGCCGCCGUCCGAUGCCGGUCGUGACGUCAUCAGCCGCUGUCUCCGGUCUAAUUCCCUCGCCGUUGCCGACCAGUCUGCCCGGGAACUAUGCCGCCUCGUCAAGGAUUCGAAAUUGGAUAUCACCACUGGGUUACUGGAGUUACAGUCCGCACUCGAGGACUCCUCCAAUCCUCAAUUCACAUGUUUAUUCAUCAAAGCCAUUGGACUGCUCACCACACUUGGUUUCGAAGAAAAUCAAUCUUCGUUCCGUUUUCAAUUGCCAGAGAAUCAUCCAUUCGUCAAGGUACUUUCCUGUGGGACUGAAGUUCAAUCGGUGCUUGUGAAACAAGUGAUCGUAUUCAUCACAAAGUGUAAACAUCUUGGAAUGGAGUCAGUCUGUGAAUUCUUGGGCCCUUUCUUGAAAUUUUCCAUUAUAAAAGUUCCUAUUUCGAAUUCCAUUUCCAGUUCUGCAUUUGUGAGGAACUUAGUGUCCACAAUGGCGGCAUUCUGCUGCUCGUUUCCCCAGGAAGCCAUUCCCGUAUUUAAGUUUCUGAUGGGGCAUCUCAAAUAUUUCCCAUGUAAGGAUGCUGAAGAGGUUAUAAAUGUUUAUUAUGUAUUUGAGUGCUUGGUGGAUGCGUAUCAGGUGGUUUUGAGGCAGUUAGUUGGAAUGGGAUCGCUUGUCCAUGAAGCUCAAUUGUGUGGUUUGGCACUGCUGGAGGAAAUGCUAUCGCAAUUUAGGGAUUUCCGCAGUUGCGCAGGUGGGGUUGAGAAAAUCGUAGAUGCGGCAAGAAACUUAUUGGCUGUCCAGAAAGAUCUUGGCCUCAGUUAUUGCACUGGCCAUUCGUCGGUGAUGUUAUCGUUGGUUCCAAUUCUGACUCAGUCAGAGCUUGAACACGAACAAUAUUCUAUACUGAAACUGGUCUUGUUUCUCUUGAGAUGGAAAGGUGAAAAUGAAAACCACACCGGUGCCUCUUCAAGUAUAUUGACCGAAGAGCUUCUGUUCAUUUUUCCGGUUCUUGCACUUGUUUCCUCUCCAUCCAGAUCUAUUAAACAAACUACCACUGAUUUACUUUCUAUAUUGGGAAAGAUUGCUACUAAUUUACUGAUUGCACCAAAAGAAAAACAAGUGGCAGAAGGGAAUCAUCUGUCAAUCUCUACAAAACAAGUGGUAGACGAGAGUCACCUGUCAAUCUCUACUCCUGGACACAUCAUUUUUAGGUUUCUAAGACAUAUGUGGUUUCAGGAUCAAUCGUCAUUGCAUGGUUCAUUCUACGUGAAUCUUUUUUGUGAAGGGGAAUCCUUUGCCAAUGAAGAUCAUCAUGGACUAAAAACAUGGACUUCCUCCGUAAGGAAGUAUUAUUGUAGAAUUUUUGGAAAGCAAAAAUCCACUUCUACCAUCACUAAGUCUGAAGAAAUAUUUCUAACAGAAAUGCCUCCGGUACUUUGUGCAGUUGCAAGUGUCACCCUCUUGCAUCAAACGGGAAACUCUGCCAUCGAUCUGUUGGCUAUUGGCUGUAAUAUUGAACCUAAGCUUGGUGUUCCUGUGUUGCUUAUAAUUCUAUUCUACAAUCAUAUAUGCUCCAGUUCAGAAAAACUUAAUGACUCUCAUGAUAUUCUUCUCAAGCUUUUGGGUUUGCUUCCAUCAGUGGCUUCGCAUCCUGCAAUGAUACCACUGAUUCUUCAGAUUCUCUUGCCAAUGCUUCAGAAGGAUGUGAAUCCUGUCAUAAAAGCUACUGCUAUACGCUUGAUUUGUAAGACCUGGGAGAUCAAUGACCGUGUCUUUGGGAGUUUACAGGGAAUGUUGAAUCCAAAUGGUUUAGUACAGUACAAUGCCGAAAGAGGAAUCUGCAUCAGUAUAGCAGCUUCUAUUCAUGAUAUUUGCAAAAGAAAUGCUGAUAGAGGGGUGGACAUUAUUUUGUCUGUUGCGGCUUGCAUUGAAAAUCACGAUCCUUUGGUUCAGUCUCUUGGAUUGCAGAGCCUUGCACAUCUUUGUGAAGCUGAUGUUAUUGAUUUUUACACUGCCUGGGCUGUGAUUGCAAAGCAUAUGGAGAACUACUUUCAGAAUCCCAUUGUUGCUUAUGGGCUGUCUCUUCUUUUGAGAUGGGGGGCAAUGGAUGCUGAAGCAUAUCCUGAAGCAGCUGAAAAUCUUUUAAAAAUAUUGUGGGAUAUCGGAACCCACAGAGAAAGAAGUCUGAGUUCUUUGUGGACAAGAGCUCGAGAAGCUGCAUUCACAAGUCUAUUGCAAUAUGAGGUGCUGCAUGUUCAGAGGAGCAUACCAGAUUUCAAUAUCAGGAACAUGGAUUUUAUCAUUACUGAGACUAACCUUGAUUUGCUGACAGCAGUGGAAGAAUUUGAAGUCAGACUCAUGAAUUAUGAUCACAUUACAAGACGAAGAUUUGUAAAGCAGAAAAAGAUCUUUGGAUCUAGAAACAAGAUUGUUAAGUUGUUGGAUGUUGUCCCUGAGGUUAUUUUUGGUUCAGGAAGUAACCACAGGAUUAAAGAAUUACCAGGUGCAGCUUUACUCUGCCUUCCUGCUCAUAAACAUGUGAAGAAUGAAGGACUGUUAAAAGGAUUACAAAAUGUACUCGCUAAAUAUGAGGAUGCAGCUGUGGAGAUAUCUGGCUCUCUUCAGCUGUCAAGAAAUAUUUUGCUUGCCAUUCUCUCUUUGCAGUCAUGGAAACCUUUCAUGCAAAGAUGGUUGAGGUCUUGCAUCAUGGUGCUAGAGGCAAAUCCGAAUCACAUCGUGCCAGACAAAACUUUGAAGGCUUCUAAAGAUAUUUUGAAGACUCUAACAAGGUUAGCAGAAGCCGCAAUUCCUCGAUCUGCUGAGAACAUCGCUCUAGCACUGGGAGCUUUUUGUCUGGUACUACAUGGAUCUGCACAUGCAGUCAAGUCGAUGGCUUCGGAGUUUUUGCUAAAAUGGUUAUAUCAGUAUGAGCAUGAACAUCGCCAGUGGUCAGCAGCAAUGUCUCUUGGGUUGAUCUCAUGUUGUCUACAUGUGACUGAUCAUGAGCUCAAGUUUAAAAUUAUAAAUGCACUCCUUGAGGUCGCAUCUAUUAGCAAGAGCACCCUCGUGAAAGGAGCUUGUGGGCUUGGGUUAGGUUAUUCAUGUCAAGAUCUUCAAACUAGAUUUGAUUCUGGGGUUAGUACUCGAUCAGGAAAAGAAACAUAUAAGAUACAGGAAACCGAACUGUUGAGUAAAAUCAUCAAGACCUUAGUUCAGAUGAUAUAUCAGUUCGGCGGAUGUUCAGCUGAUAUCCGGGAGAAGGUAGAAUCGUAUUUUCCUUCAGGAACAGAUAAUUACUCCUUAGCCGAUGUUGAACUUCUUGACGAGGAUGAUGUGUGGGGUAUCAGUGGACCUAUAAUUGGCUUAGGGAAUUCUCUCGGAGCAAUAUACAGGGCUGGGGCUUACGAUGCCGUUCUUUAUAUAAAAUCACUAAUCAUUUCAUGGAUUCCUAGUGCAAAUAUCUCCUUCUCAAAGUUCGCUGUAGGUGAAACAUGUUUACAGAUGUCGUCUUUAGGAGCAUGCCUUGCCUUACCAUCUGUAGUAUAUUUCUGCCAUAGGGUAGAACUGAUUAAUGAUAUUGAGUUGGACCAUCUUAUCAGUGGCUUUGUGAACCUCAUCUCUGAGCUGUUGUCUGUUGAACCAUUUGACACCUUUCACCAGAGCUUGUUGAUGGCAUCUUGUGCUGGGGCGGGCAGCCUCCUCUGUAUUAACUUGAAUGUGGGGUUGCACUCUUUAGAAGUCGAACAUGCUAAAUCUUUGCUAGCAUUAUUCAGAAGAACUUACUCGAGUCCUCACCCGCCAUUUAUUCAUCUAGGAGGAAUGCUUGGUGUUGUAAAUGCGAUGGGGGCUGGUGCAGGGAUGCUGAGUCAACUCUUCCCUUUAUCCUCAUUGACCACCACAUCUGAUCAAAAGGAUCCAUCUCAAGUCUUGGGUCCUCUACUUUCGAAUAAUGUUCUGGAGGCUGAGUCCACAUCACUUAUUCAAGAGAUAUUUCUUGUUGCACAAAACUCUGAGGAUCCUCAAUCACAACAAUAUGCAUCAUGGGCAGUUUCUUUUCUCAGGCAUUUUGUUUUCUCUAGAGAAUCUGCUAAUGAGGAGAGUGCUGUACAUGACUCUGGUAUCCCUGACCCGAAGUCUGUCGCUCAGGAAUUUUCCGAAGACAGCAUUGUCAUGAAACUUUCUGUGUGGCUUAUGCAGAUGAAUUAUUCUGAGCUUGGUAGCAGUAUAAAAAUUGCAACAGUUGCUUUUGCUCUGCGAUGCCUAUCACAUGCUCCAAGAUUACCCUCAUUGGACUGGGGAGCAAUCAUCAGAAAAUGCAUGAAAUAUGGUAGUCAAGUGGCUGAAAUGCCUUCGAAAGAUAUAAUAGCCUUCAGAAAAGGAACUCUAAGGGAGGAAUGCUUUCUAUUCUUGUUAUCUCAUGCCAAGCAAUCUGAUUCACUUCUUGGCUACCUUGACGAACUAUAUGACCUGUCAAGGUUCAAGACGCUCGAAUCAAACCUGCAAUCACUAGCACUCUUGCACCUGACGGACCUGAUGAAGACAUUCUCCAAUUUAAGAAUUGCCAAGGUUUUUGAUGAUGUGGCCGAAUUCUUACAUUGGUCUGUUUCUUCUGAUCAAUACGAUGAUGAACAGAAAAUAAUGUUGCGGGUUUCAUGCUGGAAGGGUCUGCAGAUGUGUUUAAAUGAAUUUGCUGCCCUCGAGACACAAGAUUAUGCAUAUAACUUUGAACAUUGUAUGGAAAUUCUGUUUACAAUGUUGCCUUGGUCUCGGUCAGGUGUUAUUGUAGAGUCAUAUCAGAAGAUUCCCCAAUUGGAAUGGACUGAAGCAAUUAGAUGUCUUGGAAAGGCUCGACAAAGCUGGCUACUAUCAGAUCUUUUGUCGUUUUUAGAUGUUCAAUUCAAAGAAGAGAACAACCAAAUCUUCAAUACUCUGAAAAAGGUUUUCGCUAAAACUGCACUGGUUCGAAUCGGCUCAAUUCCAGUGUUGGAACUUGCCAAAUUGAAAGCCUAUAUUUUGAACAUCAAUUCAGAAGUUGUCUGGAACAUUCUGGUAGAAGUCACCGUAACUUUGCAACACAGUGAUGAGAGCACUAGAAGACAAUGGCUUGUUGACACAGCGGAAAUCUUGUGUGUGACAAGUUACCCUUCAACGACUCUGCGGUUUCUAGGCCUGUUAUCUGGCAGCUGCUGCAAAUACAUGCCAUUUUUGGUGGCAGAUAAGUUAAGUGUGUUGAGUGACCUGCCUGUCACUCUAUCAUCUCUCCUUGAGGGCAGUGGGUGGGGGGUAGCUGCAGAAUCUGUAGCAUCGUACUUUUGGAAAUCGACGGUCCGGAUUCAUGAUUGGGCCAGAGAUGUAGAAGGUGGUGAUUACAUACCUGGCUCACAACCUAUUGACAGCACUGAGAAAGAAAUGGCGAACUUGUUAUUUCGAGUGAUGCAUCAGACCUGUGUGUCGUUGAAGGAAUAUUUGCCUGCGGAUAAACAGCUGAGACUUGCUAAUAUGGCUGUCUCGUGAUUCCGUACAAGGGGGGUUAUUUUGUUGUGUUUAGUGUAGAUCAAAAAAAAAAAGAAUAGGAUGUAAUUUUAACUUAUUUAUAGCCAUUGUCACUUGGAUUUUAAAAAGCCAACUAAUGCAGGAAAUAUGCAGAAAAAUGAUUAGAGUAAGAGAAGGGGUUAUAUUCCUUUUAUUUUCUCUAAACGUUUUAUAUUAUAAAAAAAAAACUUUCUAUGCAGUUGAUUGCAUAAUUUUGAAGUAGUCCU
Messenger RNA from Erythranthe guttata (spotted monkey flower), 6043 nucleotides. RefSeq names its product ARM repeat superfamily protein (gene RST1). NCBI's taxonomy places the organism in Eukaryota, Viridiplantae, Streptophyta, Magnoliopsida, Lamiales, Phrymaceae. Gene Ontology annotation, biological process: regulation of post-transcriptional gene silencing. The record is from RefSeq and is a predicted model, not a curated record.